Messenger RNA from Cherax quadricarinatus, 2547 nucleotides. Its product is annotated as cuticle protein 8-like. Gene Ontology annotation, cellular component: extracellular matrix. The record is from RefSeq and is a predicted model, not a curated record. Lineage: Eukaryota; Metazoa; Arthropoda; Malacostraca; Decapoda; Parastacidae.
CCUGCCAGAAGAAGUUCCAGAUGCCUCUCCUUCCCCUGUGACCUCGUGACGUCAUGUUGAGGGUGGGGCCCCGGGGUCACUCUGGCACUAUAUAACACCAGUACCCAGUGCCAGUCCUCACUUGCCUCCCGUCGCCGCUGCUUCACUAUGGCUCUCAAGGCUUAUGUAUUGGCUGUCCUUGUGGCCGCCACCCUCGCUCGGCCCGACAAGCGACCCUCCUUUGGCCCCCCACCGUCCACUUAUAAUGCUCCAAGUCCUGUACCCACCUACAGCGCCCCAUCCCCUGCACCCACCUAUAACGCCCCUGCUCCUGCUCCCAUUUAUGGCACUCCAGCUCCAGUGGCUCCUCCUAAAUAUGACUUCAACUGGGCCGUAAAUGACCAGUACUCUGGUAACGACUUCGGUCACCAAGAAUCCCGCGACGGCUACGAUACCCAGGGAUCUUACUACGUGCUGCUUCCCGACGGUCGUCGUCAGAAUGUGGCCUACACUGUCAACGGCGACUCUGGCUUCAUUGCUGAAGUUACCUACGAGGGGGAAGCCCAGUACCAAGCACCUCAGCCUACCUACGGCGCUCCUUCACCCCAGCCUACUUACAGUGCUCCUACACCCCAGCCUACUUACAGUGCUCCUACACCCCAGCCCAUUUACGGACCUCCAGUUCCUCAGUCCACAAACUUCCAUCUAUACCUAAACAUAACUUAUAUCCUUACACUUUGGAGCAGAAAUACCUCAUAUAGGAAGCUGGUCAGUAAACUCAAAAUACAGAAGAGGCAGCAAGGUGAACUUGUCAAAGGAAGACUCGGAAGCCUUUCAUUCUCCUGCAACCUCGUGACGUCACAUGGCACGCUGUGCCCCAGGGUCACUCUGGCACUAUAUAACACCAGUGUUCGAUGCCAGUCCUCAGUUCCUUCCAGUCGUCGCUGCUUCACUAUGGCUCUCAAGGUUUGUAUAUUGGCUGUUCUUGUGGGCGUCACCCUCGCUGGGCCCGACAAACGACCCUCCUUUGGACCCCCACCUUCCACUUAUAAUGCUCCAAGCCCUAUACCCACCUAUAGCGCCCCGUCCCCUGCACCCACCUACAGCGCACCAUCCCCUGCACCCACCUAUAACGCCCCUGCUCCUGCUCCCAUCUAUGGCACUCCAGCUCCAGUGGCUCCUCCUAAAUAUGACUUCAACUGGGCCGUAAAUGACCAGUACUCUGGUAACGACUUCGGUCACCAAGAAUCCCGCGACGGCUACGAUACCCAGGGAUCUUACUACGUGCUGCUUCCCGACGGUCGUCGUCAGAAUGUGGCCUACAAUGUCAACGGCGACUCUGGUUUCAUUGCUGAAGUUACCUACGAGGGGGAAGCCCAGUACCAAGCACCCCAGCCUACCUACGGCGCUCCAUCACCCCAGCCUAUUUAUAGAGCUCCUACACCCCAGCCUACUUACAGUGCUCCUACACCCCAGCCUACUUACAGUGCUCCUACACCCCAGCCUACUUACAGUGCUCCUGCACCCCAGCCUACUUACAGUGCUCCCACACCCCAGCCAAUCUACGGACCUCCAGUUCCUCAGUCCACAAACUUCCAUCUAUACCUAAACAUAACUUAUAUCCUUACACUUUGGAGCAGAAAUACCUCAUAUAGGAAGCUGGUCAGUAAACUCAAAAUACAGAAGAGGCAGCAAGGUGAACUUGUCAAAGGAAGACUCGGAAGCCUUUCAUUCUCCUGCAACCUCGUGACGUCACAUGGCACGCUGUGCCCCAGGGUCACUCUGGCACUAUAUAACACCAGUGUCCGAUGCCAGUCCUCAGUUCCUUCCAGUCGUCGCUGCUUCACUAUGGCUCUCAAGGUUUGUAUAUUGGCUGUCCUUGUGGGCGUCACCCUCGCUGGGCCCGACAAACGACCCUCCUUUGGACCCCCACCUUCCACUUAUAAUGCUCCAAGCCCUGUACCCACCUAUAGCGCCCCAUCCCCUGCACCCACCUACAGCGCACCAUCCCCUGCACCCACCUAUAACGCCCCUGCUCCUGCUCCCAUCUAUGGCACUCCAGCUCCAGUGGCUCCUCCUAAAUAUGACUUCAACUGGGCCGUAAAUGACCAGUACUCUGGUAACGACUUCGGUCACCAAGAAUCCCGCGACGGCUACGAUACCCAGGGAUCUUACUACGUGCUGCUUCCCGACGGUCGUCGCCAGAAUGUGGCCUACAAUGUCAACGGCGACUCUGGUUUCAUUGCUGAAGUUACCUACGAGGGGGAAGCCCAGUACCAAGCACCCCAGCCUACCUACGGCGCUCCAUCACCCCAGCCUAUUUAUAGAGCUCCUACACCCCAGCCUACUUACAGUGCUCCUACACCCCAGCCUACUUACAGUGCUCCUACACCCCAGCCAAUCUACGGACCUCCAGUUCCUCAGUCCGUAUAUGGCGCCCCAUAACUCUCCUCUUGCCUGUUAUAUCUAUGUUCCAAUUUACAACUGAAUACUUAAUAUUCUGCCUUGUAAUUUAUUUACUUGAUUUAUAAUUUUCAAAACAAAAAUUGUAAUGCAAUUCCAAAAAUA